AUGGAACGCAUAACUGUAGAAUAUUAUCGUGCCGGAACGCCUUAUUUACCUCCAGAAGCUAUUGAGGAAAUUAUUCAAUCUCAAGGGACAAUUAAAAAUGCAUGUAAAGAAAUGGUUGAUAAAUAUGCAUCUAUGCCUAAAAAUAAUAUCUCAAAUGAGCGGACAAAAAAGAAAAGAUCUAGUUCCAGAUCAAUUCACUUUUCUCACUUGUCUUCUAAUAGUGGAGAGAAGAUAAGAAAAAUAAGUGAAAAUAUUAUAAAUGAUGACAUUCCUAAUACAGAUAUAGUUGCCCAAAUUGAGCGAGAAAUAAAAAGAAAAGAUAAAAACUUAGCUAGUAGCGCUCGUAUAAAAUCUACUACUUAA
Molecule: messenger RNA, 363 nt
Organism: Dentiscutata heterogama
Lineage: Eukaryota; Fungi; Glomeromycota; Glomeromycetes; Diversisporales; Gigasporaceae
Source: the annotation of a GenBank genome assembly